AUGAGGCUGCGGACACCUCGUUUCGCCUUCGGGUUGUUCCUCGUGCUUUAUGCAUCCAUAGCAGAGGGGCUCCGCGUGCUGGACGAUGCUGCUGCUAAGUUAACUGGUCCCCAGACGCUGACAGGAAUAGUAGUCAACCCAGGAAGCACAAGAAAUGCAAUCCACGUUGGAAACUACGAGGGUCAUGUGGAGGCAAGACUGCGAGGCGUUGAGGAUAUCAGCGGUGUCAUCCGCGUAUUCGUUUUCCGCAAUACCACCAGCGUGAACAUUCGUUACUCUCUCCGCUUGACUGGAUUGAGCGUCCAGGGGUUCCCGACCGCUGCUGGCAUUGUCACUGCCAGGUCCAACGCCCCGUCUUACUAUGGAACCAUUGUGGCUCCUGGAGGGAGGGCAAGCGGAGUGUUCGCUGUGCAACCACUGGCGCUGAAGGUGUCUCAUGGUGGUGCCUCCACAUCUUGA
Closterium sp. Naga37s-1 is the source of this 459-nucleotide messenger RNA. The record is from the annotation of a GenBank genome assembly. Lineage: Eukaryota; Viridiplantae; Streptophyta; Zygnematophyceae; Desmidiales; Closteriaceae.